AUGGCAUCCUUGGGUAGCAUCCUGAAGUGGUUCCAAUAUGCUGGGCCAGGGCUACCCGGUGCUACACAUAGUGGUUUGAACAGGGAGAGUCCCAUAGAAGCCGCUCAUCAGCAAAAGCUUCGUCUGACAAAAGCCUGCGUGGAGGAAGACAUGUCUGCUUACUUGAUGCAAACAUCAACAGUCAUUAGAGUCAUGAGCUCAUGUCCUACGCGUGAUACCACUACAAUCGAAGCAAACCACCACCAGCAAACACCAGAGAGCCAGAGCAACUUGUCUUAUAGCCGAGGUUCAUAUGAGAACAAUCCGAGUUACCAAAUCUUACGUCCCGAACUUCGAGAAAGGGCAGCAGUUAUCGACAAAUACUUAGCGUCAUACCCAGUACAAGGUAUCCGGCUGCCUGAUCUUGAUGAACCAGAGAGGAUAUCUACACGUAUCCUGGGUCCUGAAUACUACAACAAGCGCUUGUACCAGUUGAUGUUCAAGCCGGAAAUGAGCAAAGCCUUGUGGAAAUACGCAACGACAGUUGGUCAAAUGAAAGCAGAAGAGACUGUACAGCCUUUCCCCGACUACGUCUCCCGCGUUCUACACGAGACUGCAAAUUAUGCCACUCUCAAGAAUCUGUCACAGUUCCAUGGCUUAACGGAACACAAAUCUAUAAACCUAAUCAUGGGCCACACCAUGGAGCGCCCGAACGAAAUGAACCCGAAGUUCAAGGCCUUCAGGCGUGCAAAUCGAAUGGGCCAGCCAGAGGAGCAGGAGGUCGUGGUAGAGGGAGAUAACCACGAGAAUACUGAGGCUAACUCGCUCUCCGAUACGAAAGCAAGCUCAGUAUAUGCUACAAGCUCAGCAGCAGCCAAUUUGACAAAUGCCCCCAAGCCGUGGCACCUUAGUCACCCUGGGACUCAACAACAUCAAAAUCAAUUAAGUCGUGGAAUAUGGCAAAGAAUUACAACAGACAGCGAUCAAUAA
Aspergillus niger is the source of this 969-nucleotide messenger RNA. RefSeq lists its product as hypothetical. The transcript is spliced from 8 exons. NCBI's taxonomy places the organism in Eukaryota, Fungi, Ascomycota, Eurotiomycetes, Eurotiales, Aspergillaceae. Bases 1 to 969 code for a protein of 322 amino acids. The record is from RefSeq and is a predicted model, not a curated record.